AUGGAGUGGACGAAAGAUGAGAUCGAUAAAUACGUUGCGAAAGUCCGGCGACUCUGUGAGAAUGCACACGAGGUAGAUGUCUCAUUUGCACGCAUUUUCCUCCAGUUUUAUGUCCAGCUCAGUUCAGAAUUUUUAACAGUGUCCUCGGCUUAACUUUCAGUCAAAUAAAAAAGGGUUUGCCUUUGCUAAGCUGUACAAGGAGGUAUCGGACUAUGAGAGUGCAAAGAGGUUAGUUAUGUAGAACUUGUUCGAAACACUUCCUCUAUAGGAUUUUAGGAGUUUUGGACAACUUUAGCCGUACGUUGGCGAUCGAGUAUAUUUCUCUAUGGUUUUCCGGUGAAACUAAGCAAAAUUUAAAGUCAAUCCUGUCAUUAAUCUACCGAGGCCUUUUUCAGUGGGUGAUCAUGAUCGAUUUUGUUACCCCUGCACUUAAUAUCACAGGGAAAGAAUAUGUCUUCCAAUGUGGUUUAUCAUUGGAAAAUCCAAGGUUUAAAUUUCCAAUAUUGGAUGAUUGGAAAAACUAGAGUCUACUGAUAAAAAUCCAAUAACUUUUCAACAAGGGUUUUUCUCCUGAUGAGGUGGUUGGAAUAUUAUUGGAUUUUAAUACAUAGAUACUUUCACUUCUUUUGAAUCAAUUGAUUCCCCUCAGACUAGGGUCCCUCUCAGCCCAGGAAGGGCCUUACUGCUCUGUUAUCCAGUGAAUGUGUUGCUAUGACUUCCCUGAUUAGCCUCUCAAAUACAUGACCUGGAUGAGGAAAGUUUGGUGAGGAUGUAAUGAUAUAUCUAGAGCACUGCCAUAAUAAUUUAAAAUAAAAAAGUGUCUUUGCUUUUUUCCCUCGUUAGAUAUCUUGAAGCUUACAUUAGUGAAAAGGAGACUGACUUUAGGUAGGUAUUAUUUACACAAAUGUCAAAGAAUGAAAAAAGAAAAAAAAAUUGUGCUUGACUUUGAUUGAGAAGUUCUAGGCUAGCUCAGUCUCAGAUAGUUUGACAGCUGUAUUCAUGUAUUUAUAAGGGUUUUUUGCAACAUAAUUGUAUCUGGGUUUGUGCUCAGGAGUGUCAGGUGCUAAUCAUACUUAAUGUUUCCAUCCUUUUGAUUAUUUAUGGCAUGUACAUUUUGUUGUUUUGUAAUGGUUAUGGCACUAGCCAUAAAAAACCUUAGAAAUGAUACUUGCAGAAUGCAAUACUCUUGUCUUUCCCAAAUCACAUUUUUAAAACCUGUGUUUUGAUAAAGGAAAUGAACACCAAGAUUUAAAAGUUGCUCAGUUGACAUUUCCUUCCAAUCUGUAGGGGUCAUUGUCUCAUGGGACAGCUGUAUGAAGGAGUGGGUGAACUAGAAAAGGCUGUAGCUUCAUAUCGCAGGUACCAUGUGUUUUUUUAUCUCAUAUUUUGUCAUGCUCUUGAAGGUACAGUAGUUCUGAAAAUGGGCAUUAAUUUCCUGGGAUUUAGAGUCAAUCAUUAUCAUCAUCAUUAUUAUCAUCAUCAUUAUCAUCAUCAUUAUUAUCAUCAUCAUUAGCAUCAUCAUAAUAAUAAUAAUAUUAAUGAUAAUAACAAUAAUAAUAGUAAUGAUAAUGAUGAUGAUGAUAAUAAUAAUUAGCAACUAUUCAUCAUAGUGAAGGAGGCUAGUGGUGGAUAAUUACCGAGCCACAAGGUGAAGUAAUGAGCUGUUCUAGUAUGUACUGAAACAGUAUGAUAAUGUAGCUUGGAAACAUGAUUUUAACUCUUUAUUCCUGCAAUGAUUACAAUAUUUUUGGUGCAAAUUCCACACAUGUUGUUUGGAGGUGAAUGACUAAAGUUAUUUGGAGUUUAAGUGACCAAUCAGAGCAUGUCCUCCAUGCUAGCCUCUGUUUUAGUAAAUACUAUUAUUGGUUAUGUCAUGAUUAUGACAAUAAUUUUGAUAGUAGUCAUUAUGAUAAUAACAGUAAUUUGUAAAUGCAUGAAUCUUACAGGUCUUUGGAAUUGAAUAACAGUCAAAAGGAACUGGUUUUGAAAGGUCAGGGUGAUGCUCAAUGAAUUGCUUUUCAUUCCCUCAGUUAUAUAUUUUUAAACUACAAUUUAGUCUGCUUUCUUAUUUUGUAUCUUGUAAAAAAGCUUUCAAAUAAUGAUCAAAUGAAAAAGAACAAUAACAAUUGAAAUUAUUGUACAUAAUAUCUAUUUCAGUGGUAAAGUUGUACUGCAGUGUACCAGUUCACCCCGAAAGAGCUAAGGUCAGUUACUUUUGAACUCUUGACCUCAAAUGGUGACACCUUAAAAUGGUCUUUUUUAACCCUUUACAACCCAAUGUCAGUAUGCACAUUCUCCAUACUGCUCACUAUACAUUUCCCAAGGUGCUGAUAAGGAGAAUUUGUUUAACAAUCAAGAGCUUUUUAGUUGUAGAUUAUUUUUUAUAAUCUCGUGACCUUGAUUUGUAAUUCAGGGGUGAUAUUGUAAGGAGAAAUAAGGUGCCAGUCAGUCUUAGGGGUCAAAGGGGUAAUGUGGAUUAAUUUUGGUAAUUUACCAUGUAGGCGUGGGCAGACAGAGGUGCUCGUUUGUUUCCUGGUCAUCCGGAUGUGUUCAGUCUAAGGGUGAGUUUUGUUUUGAGUGAUAUGUUUUAAUGUUACAUGUAUCUCACAUUUCAAAGUAAUAUUGAUGUUGUUUUGUUAGUUAUGAAUUGACAAACUAACUGAUAAAGUUUUCUUUACACUAUAGUUGCAUCUCCUGGAGUCAGCUGAAGUUGUAGAUUAUGAUGCUCUUGAAGAUUUGAUUUCUGAGGAGCUGGUAAGUAUCUCUUAGACUAUUUCCUUGCACUUCCCAUGAUUAACAGUGCAAAUAAGUGGGAGGAAGAGGAUUUGACACACACACUAUACUGGUCUGUCUAUACUGGAUGUGACACACAUACACUAUACUGGUCUGUCUAUACUGGAUGUGACACACACACUAUACUGGUCUGUCUAUACUGGAUGUGACACACAUACACUAUACUGGUCUGUCUAUACUGGAUGUGACACACAUACACUAUACUGGUCUGUCUAUACUGGAUGUGACACACACACACUAUACUGGUCUGUCUAUACUGGAUGUGACACACACACACACACACUAUACUGGUCUGUCUAUACUGGAUGUGACACACACACGCUAUACUGGUCUUUCUGUACUGGAUGUGACACACACACACUAUACUGGUCUGUCUAUACUGAAUGAGACACACCCACACUAUACUGGUCUGUCUAUGCUGGAUGUGACAUGCACAUGCUAUACUGGUCUGUCUAUACUGGAUGUGAUACACACCAUACUGGUCUGCAUGCUGUAAACAAUAGAUGAUGUAACUAUUUCUGUUGUUUAUUUAGAGCAAAAGGCCCAGAGAGGUUGACUUACAUGUAAGAUUGGUGAGACUGUAUGCUGUGAGAGGUAUUUUACUACUGAUUGAUUAUAUUCCUUUUAACCCUCUCCCUCUCAAGAUCUCAUCAGUAAUUCUUCUUUGUGUCUACCGUACAAUUUUUGUAAUGUUGAUUCUGAGAAUUUGUUAUUGGAUCAACUUAUAUUCCCCCAAAUUUUUCUUUUAUUCUCAUCACUUGUUGGCUUGAUAUUGUAUUGAUGUUGUAAGGAGAAAUUAUUUGGCUUUUUGCAGGACGGCUUGAUGAGGCUUUUACUCAUUGUGUGACAGUUUUAAAAACAAAAGCCUUCCAAGACAGUCUACCAUGGAUUGCUUGUUGUGUGGAAAUGUUUGAGGUGAGACUCCAGAGCAUGACAGCUUGCAGUUGAGAAUUCCUCUACACUGGUUACUUGACAGAAUUAUAUCAUCAUUAAACCUGUUCUUUGCUUUGUUCAUUUAUAGAAAUACCUUGCAUCUCUAGAAAAGCACAGUAAGUAUUCAAUACUUGAUUUUUCAAGAAAUGCUUCUGUUUCUGAAGAAGGAAAAAGCUAUGUUACAACUGGCAGUUUUAUAAAUAAUUUGUGAUAACUUUGUAUACACUUAUGUAGACUGGAAAUUAACCAAGUCCUUUAUAUUUUUAGGGAGACGUUGUUUUUUAAAGUUUACAUUUUAUGAUAAAUUUAUUCAAAUUUCUCUUUCCUUGGUACUCCUGCAGUAUUGGAAGAUGAGGCAGUCAGUGCUGGUAACAGCAUGCUUGAUGUUCAUGCCUACCUUCUGAUUGCUCUUUGUCAGUUUUUGGAACUUAACCUCCAUGAAUGUAGCACUCGUGAAGUUAUCAAUGUUCUCUUCAGGUAGGCUUUAGGACAUACAUGUAAUAAACUUAGAAACCGGUUAAGUGUUACUGAACAGUAAGGAUGAUUGUCCAGAAUGAAAACUGACAGUGUGAAAUGAGUUGUGGCUUUAUUGAAGGGGUAGGAGGGAAGAAAGCCAACAGUGACUUUUUAUAUACUGCGAGAUUCUCCUUCCAAAUUGUCUUGUAUUUCCUGGUGAAAGAUUGGGAGUACAUGUUGCAUCAGACGUCAUGUACACUGUAGGAUUUCUGCAUCAGUUUCAAUUUUGUAUUUUUUGAUGAAGUCUCCUUAGCCUUCCAUCCAUAAAGACUUGUGAACACCUAUGUUCACAAGUUGACAGUGAUGAUUGCAAACAAAUAAAUGGUAGACAUUGUCAUAAACAAAACAAGGCUGGUGAAAUUUCUUGACACCUGUUAAACUAAACAAGGCAUUGUGUGCUUUAUUUAAACAUUAUAAAGCUGAUGCAGCAUUCAUUAAAAAUGAUGAAAAUUAAUAUCUUUAUAUUAUUUAAUAACUUUAUUAGGUUGGAUCACUGUUUGUUUAUGGCUGAUGGACGUAAAAUCCGCCAGUCACCAAGACGAUCCACAUCUGGUGGACCAACUGAGUGGGAAGUGAUCCUAGCAGAGAUGAAAGCUCAGCUUUACAUGUACUGUGGCACUUUGUUAAUUCGACUUGCCAAAGAGGUAUUUCGAGCAUCUUCCAAAAAGUGCUAUUGAAGUCAGUGGAAGUUAAUGAUGGAGAUGAUCUGAUAAUUUACCUGUGAACCGACAUGUGAUGUUUCCUAGCUGUGGCCAUCAUGAAGAUUCAUGGCACGCAAAAUUGUGCACAUGAUUGACUGUAACCCUAUGCAAUUUUGACAUUUACAUAAUUUUGAUCACUCUAACUUACAUAUAAUCUCUAUUGCUUUAAAUUAAUUUUGUUUCCAAGUGAUUGCAGAAACAAAUGAAGCUUAGCAUAGUUAUAAAGGUUUUGGAAUAAAGCUGUAUUUCUUAGAUUAAACUUACUGCUGUCUAAAAGUGUAUUAAAAUUGACAUUUACCAAUAGUAGCCUUUUUAUAAUGUUGUGUUAUGUUGUAUUAUGUACAUAUUCAUGUACAAAAUGUUGAACAGUAGUCUUAAAAUACUUGUCAGAAGUUGGUUUUUACAAGGAUUAAUUUUUUUUUGUUUCCCACCUGGAGACAAAUAUUUAUUGCUUCAGGUGUCUAUUAAUUGUCAUUGUAGAAUAAGAGUGUUUUUUUUCAGAUUUAUGUGGUGAGAAUCUGAUCAUUUUUCUUUCUUUUUUUCUACAGAAAUUUGUAACAUGGCCUAGAGGGCUGAGAUUUGCAUGUGCCUGUUACUUGGCAAGUGUCAGUAUUCCACCGCCUGAGACAAAAACACCGUGGGUUGCUAGAGCUCCUAAAAACAAAGACCCUCUCAAGUGGUACAUCAUGGCUUGCUCACGGCUCAGUCAAACUGGUUAAGUGUUUUUCAGACUUUAGUUUCAUAUCUGUUUUAUAUCCUAUUGUACCCUUUAACUACAGUUACCAUUGCAUAGCUUGAAAUGAGUACGUAUGAUGAGGGGGCUGGAAACAACCAUGUCUGGGAGAGGUAUAAUGAAAUUCUGUUGAUAGGUUUUAGCAAAGGAUUACGCCAAUCUUCCAUUGAAAGUAUUUUUCAAUCACAGGACAUUUCCUUAUGGCCACAAGAGACAAGCUUGGUCAAGACUGGUUGGAUAUGUGUUACACAGACUGCUGUUCAAGGCAAGGGAAACAUGACAUCCUUAGUACAAUUUACAGGGAUGUGAGAGAUUUAAAUAAAGUAAGCAUUGCACUGUAAAUAAAAGAGUCAUUGUGUUAAGAUAUGUUCUAUUCAGUUAGACUGGCAGGUUUAGAUACACAUACAUUUGGGGAAUGUUGAUGAAUAGCACAAAAAAGGUGUAAGCUUAUCAAAAUGUUUAGGCCUUUGAGGUAGUUGUGAGCAACAUACAUGUACAUUAGUACAAGAGAAGUGCAGAUACAUGAAAACAACUGCAUUUUAUAGUGCCACAUGAUUAUGGAAAUAGUUUUGGUAUUAAGUCAAAGUUGUGUUCAACAAAGUUUGGAGAUUCUGUUAUCUUUUAACAUUUAAGAGAAGCUCACCCUGUUAACCUCCUGUAGUGGAGUCUAAAGAAAAAAUUUGUCCCCCAAAAAAAAAAGUCACUCUUUCUGGGACUAAGACAGUUACAAGCUUGUCUCUUGUAAGAGUUCAUUUUCUGCUAGUGCUGUUAGAGAUAAGACUGAAUUAAGGAAUUUAUGGACUUGGAAUACACAUGUAACUUUGCUGUUUUGUUCAUUCUGUAGUCUUUCUUGGCUUGUGAUGAAGACUUCUGUGAGAAUGAGCUGAUAAUACCUGAAGUUGAUCAAUUGGUCAGUUGGGAUGAAGGUAAAGUGUAGACUGUUUCAUUGAUAGUGAUUAAAGGUCAUGUUAUUCUGUUGUUAGAAUAUUAGAAAGUUUUGUAGAUUAGACAUAAAUUAUGAAUUUUUCAAAACUGUGGCACAAAUGAUUCUUGAUCUUCCCUAGAGUUUUACCAUUAGGAGGUGUAAUAUAAUCUCAUGUGUCUUGACUUGUAGUGGCAGUUAGGGAGAAUCCUCGCAGCCUAGAAAAGAUCACAUGGAUUGGAUUACACUGGUAUCAAUACAACAAGGAAAUGAGGCCUGGAGGUUGGAUGAAGCUCCUUUAAACAUGACUGUUUUAUUAAUCAUGUUUGUUCUCAGAAUUCUUUCUGAUUAAACUUUGAUUUUCAUCUCUCAGUGGGUACUAUGGUGAAGGACAUUUUUCCAGAGCUGAGACUUGAUGUUCUAAGCAUUCAGAAACAGAUUGCUCCUAACAUGUUAUGCUUGAGGGACCUGGAGGUAACACAGAGAGUGUUUACGUUGUAACACAUGCAUUUGUAGCUAAUUUUAUAAGCAUUUGGAUGUGUUCCUUUGAGUUUUCAAUCGUGACAAGGUUUUAAAAAAGAACUUGCUGUCAGCUUAUUUCACAAGGUAGACUGUCAUGUUUUGCUAGCUAUAUUUCUUUCAUUAACCAUACAUGUACUUGAAGGUGUAGGCAGGAAGAUGAUACAACUUUAAAAGUAAAAGAUACCUAACACCAGUUUCUCUUCUCUAUCAUCUAACCAUUUAAAACCUUUUAUUUGACAAAUACCCUAAAACAACUGUUUAUGUACUUCUAGGCAUUUGUUUAUGCAAUUGUAAGGACUUCAGCAGCUAGAGUUUUGGAGGACAAAGACAUUGUUUAUGAGGAUUAUGAGCCUCAAAUUCUACCUCAGCCGCUUUGCAAUACUCUUAGCUUACCUGUUCAACAGGAGUGGUGGACAUGUGCUUAUAAUCUCUACACUGGAAAAUAUAGGUAUAAAUUUGUUCAAGUUGAGGGCUGUGAUCAAACUGUUUUCAUACCUGGUGUAUUUUUAUCCAGUUGUUGCAAAUUUCUUUGCUUUAAAGCUUAUUCUUAUUAUUCAGGUAAAAUGGAAUACUAACAGGUUCUUUGUAACAGUAUGGGGUUGGUUUGACCACCCUCUUAAUUUUCCCUGCUCUUACAGGAGUUGAAACACAGACCCCUGAGUGUGCCAGCUUACAAAGGGUAACAAUGAAAAAGCAUCCUAUUCAGGGGUUGAGGAAAUUCUUCUGGUUUUUGUGCAUUGAUAUUAUUUUGGCAAGCAAGAGCAAGACAACCUACUUGUCACAAAUUAUGAAAGAAAUAACUUUUGCUACGUAUAGUACAGGGUUUAUUUUUGUAAUAAAGCUUUUUUUCCUUGCCAAAAGUAACCUAUGAAUGGUUAAAAAAAGGUAGAAAGGUUUAAGAAUAAAACGUAUCCCUGUGAUUUUCUAUUGAUUUAAAUAUAAACCUAUUAAGCACACUUAAUUUGUUAUAUAGUGUUAAAGAUUCUAAUAGAACUUGCCACACUGUUCAGUGUGGCAUGGAGAAAAUACGAGCUGUGGAUGAGAGACAUGGUCUGCAAGUUCAACUGCUGAUCUACCUUGCCAAAGCCUUUGGAUCCAAGGUUGGUGUAAAGGAAGUAAUAUCAUUUCUUUUUGUGUUUUUUCCGUAUUCUAAGGUCAACUGAAAAAAACAUUCAGCUCACAAGAAUCACAUUGACCAGGUGACAGAAUACAAAUUUACUAAGUAGAGCAACAACUGGCUAUGUGUAUUUUAGAACUUUGUAAAUUACCACUUUCUGUAAGGUAGCAAAUGAAAUGUCAAUGUACUCAAUGUUGCGUCGUGUUAAGGAAAAAUGUGUUUGUUUAGUUUACAAGACGUUAUAUAUCUGUUGUGGUUCAAUUUUAUUUUCCUUUGUUUCAAAAUCAUUAUCAUACAUUACAAUACCCAAAAACAAAAGAAAAUAAAAUUUGAACCAAGGAUAAAAGUGAACCACAACAGAUCCAUUGUGGUGUUUCAGGCAACGUAUCUGAAGGGAAGUUUCCCAAAUCCAUGGUUCUAUGAGGAACAUUGGAAGGUCUGUAAUUUUACAUUGUACUUCUGAUCAGUAAACUAUAUAGUGAUUACAAUGCACUAUUGCAAGUCUCUUAAAAUGUGUCUCUUUUCUUUGACUGAAGUUUUUUUUAAUACUUAAAAUUACAGAUCAGUAGCUAUGAAAUUUUAGAAACUUGAAUUGUUUACUUUUCCUUAACAAACUAACUUAAUGUGCUGCUUGAUUUCUUGAUUUCAUCGUUUCAGAGUAUGGAAAAAUGGAGUUUACACUACUUCAGACAAGCAGCCAAAAUCUUGGAAAUGCACGAAAAGUGAGUUACAUUACUUAUGGCCAUCAUGUCGAAAUCCUUUUACUAUGUAUAAAACCCCCCUACUAACUUUCUACUGUUAUCUUCCUGUAAGCUUCCCUCAUCUUUUUCUGGACAUUUUACUACUUCUUGUGAGAUUCUAUUUAUGGGCACAUCAAGUCAAUGCUACCUGAACCCUAAAUUCUAAACAAAAUUUUCAUUUGUCAUUUACAACCUUUGGUAGUCUUUUCAUGCUUGUUUCUUCUUUGUCUCAUGUCUCUUCUCUAAUCAUUUUUUAUGCUGUGUCAUUCUGUGAUUCUGUUGUUUCCUUCAAAUUAAAGUUACUUCAUAAGUCACAUGAAACAAUUUCAAAUUGGGUUAUGUUCCUCAAAUGAACUUCAAAGUGCUUGACUGGUCUCCCACUGGGCAGGGAGAUUGAUUAGUUGACAACUCACUGAUUGCUUGAUUGCUUCCUUGUUGUCCACAGGAAUGAGUCUAUACCGUACUGUGAGAAUCCCUUAUUUCCUCAUGUAUUUGAUGAACUACAGGUGAGUGGAAUGAAAUAAUUUAUUCUCUGUUGCUUGAUUAUCUCGCAACUUAAAGUAUCUGUCACCAUAUCCACAGGAAAAUGAUUUGAAAACACAGUUUCAGUCUGUCCGAUUGGCAAUAGGAGGUGGCCUAUUGAAGGAAGGAAAGAUCUUUGAAGCCAUGGAACUCUUUGAAAUGGUCAAAACACCUCCAGGAUUGUACAAUCUUGCACAGGUGAGGGAGAAAAGAGUAAUCAUGUUCUGUGUUUGAAUUUAUAUGACUUGUUGAAGUGCUAGCAAUGUCUCUCAGGAACUUCACCAGGCUGGCCCUGAUAGGAUCAUCCAUGUUGACUUGCACUUCUGAAUUCUUUUCAAAUUACUUUAUUAGGAAUUUACGAUGCCCAAAUGGUAAAAUAGGAUACGGUAAUUAAAAAUAUAGCAUAGCGUAAGAUGGAAAUCCUGGCUUCCGUGCCAAUAUUUCUAAGGGUGGUCUUUGGAUUGUUACUAACUACAAAGCCAUUUUGUUGGUUUUUUUUUAUUUUGUAGGGUUACAAAUACCUUGCACAUGUUGAGCAAUGUGCAGCAACUGAGGAGUCAGAGGCAGAAACUACUUUGCCAUCCCAGUAUUACCAAAAUCUGCGGAAGGCGCGAGAAUUACUUCAGUCUUAUCUCAAGAUGACUAACCCCUCUGAUGUAAGUAUGAACCUAUCAUGACGCUAUUUAACCUGCAGAGCGGGCGUAAUUUUGGCGAGCGAGUGCUCAUUAUUUUCUUAAUGAAAAUUAUGACCACCCUCUUUGAUUUUAAUGGCAGCGGAAGGCUGGGAAGAGAAAGAAAUUUGUACCGAGGGGGCGGUCAACGGUCAAUAAUAAGGAGAGGGAUGAGGGUAGGGGAGUGGAGAUUAUCCAUGUCAGAGAUCAUUGUUAUUUUGCAAACUCUGUUCGCCCACGAACGGAGUUCUUGAUUGGUACUGUUAAGCUCCAGACAUCAACCACUCGCCCUUCUCCCGCCCCCUACCCUCGCCGUCCAGUCUAACUCCAAAUCAAACAUGGCCAGUCAGAUAAAAACGUUAGUUCGCCCAAAUAAGACGCCUGCAGUGCAGGCUAGAAUAUAUUUUGUUUCGACUGAAAUGUGCACAUCCAUGUACCAGUGUCUUAUGGAGAAACUGUUGAUUUAGUUGUCCACCUACGUCUCUUUCACGGAGUCUUUGUUUGCGAUAGUAUGACAUAAAGAAAGAUGUUUUCCGUCUUUUCAUGAGUGUGGAGCUGGGAAAAAAAAAGAUUUCCUGUGAGGAAUUCGGAUUCCAAGCAUCGAUUCUUUGCCAUAUUUACUCUAAUUCUUAUCUGUUUUACUUGAUAUGGUAUAAAUGGUGACAUGUUGUCAAGUUAGGGAUAUCUCACUUGAUAAUGAGUUGACAACUCAUAUAGGAUGUUCCCCACAGACCCUCUGUAAUGUAUUUCCUCAAACAGAGCUUACGUUCAGAACAAGAUCAAAGUAAGAAAUAUUGUUGUUACAACCCGGCACUCGUUGUAAAAUGCUGACAUUGAUAUUCUCUUUUCUUAGAUUGGUCGAAAGGCUGUCGUGGAUGAGCUUACAGAGAUAGAGAACUUGAUUAGAACUGGAGUUCUACAGUCCAAGCCAACAUCAGGUAGUAAGGAUUGUUCAGUGUGAAUACUAGAGCCUCAAGUCUUCAUUAGAAUCCCACGUAUAGUGACCGGAACAGAGGUUUUCACAGAUUUGUAUGGUAUUAAAUGUCUUUCGAAAAAUACUAGCCGCUAGUAACGAGGAAAGCUACAAUAGAGGAAGUUUAUGGGAAAGUAUUGAACCUAACACAGUAGGACAGCCUUAAAACCAACAUUAAAAAAGAGCCCAGAUUAAUUUUCUCUUUCUCUUUUUAGGCCAACGUCUAGACAGUCAUCACAGUUCGUCUUAUCCAGGAAGCCGGCGCAGCUCAACUAAUGCAUCAGAGGUACAGGAAUCCGAUGACAAUUUCUGGUUGGAACAGGUUAGAGUUCCAUUUGUUUAUGAGGUUGAAAUUGAUCGAUUCAUUCAUUUUUCUUCUGAAUGUCCUCGAGGCAGAAAAGAAUAUUUUCUCAGUAACGAAGAGAACUUAUCAUGGCAGAACUGAACAGUGAGUUUUCGUGAACCAGUCCUACUAAAUUUUAACAACACACAACGACUUCUUCCUUGAUUCCGCUGUGGUUUUCAAAUCGUAAGUUACAGUCAUGUAAAACAGUUCUCUUAGAAAUUUCCUGGGCGAUAAUACUACACGAUCAACUGUAUAAAAUGUAGAUUUUUCUGGUUUUCAGGCUGUGGGUUAUUUGUAGCACUUCACUUAUUUCAAAAUGUUGUAAUACUUUUCUUUUUUGAUUAAAAGGAAGAAUGUUUUCUCCUCAAUAUUUUUAGCCACAUGACGCCAGCACAAAAGAUCUGAUUGCUAAAUUGAGUGAAGUGACUCUUAAUAAUGGCUACCUGCAAGAACAAAUGGCUAUUAGAGAUGAAGCCAUGAACAGCAUGUCUGAGCAAAUACAACAUUUGCAGGUUAGCGCAAAAAGCUUUCACGUUAUUGAGUUUGUAGUUGAUAAUAUUUUUAAUGCACUACCUUCGUCAAGCUCUAUGAAAAUCAAAUGAACAAAUCUUGUUUCCCUUUAGAAACAAAUAAGCAUGUUACAGGCGUCAAGUUAUGGAUAUCUCUCAUUUCCUGAUGCCACUUCACUUUAUCCGAGUCCAAAAGAUCAGAGUAGACCUAUGUUCGAAUCCACGCCGGCUGGUACAAAGCAGAUGUCUCUAUCAGAAGGCGGAAAACCUCUGACGUCGCCAAGGAUCAAGGGAUCAUUGAAGAUUGAUUCAAGUUUCUUUGCCGGUUUAAGCGCAAGCAACAGCCCAGAAAAACGAGUAGAGCAGGUUGAGGAGCUCGUGACAUCACCUGUGUCGCCUGGAAGGCCAAGACACGAUUCUUCCACUUCAUAUACUGAAGAUGUUCAUUUCGAACCACUCAUACCCCUCCCUGAACGAGUUGAAGUACAAACAGGAGAGGAGGAUGAAGAGGUCAUGUUCAGUAGCAGAGCUAAGCUGUAUCGCUAUGACAAAGAUGUAUCUGCUUGGAAAGAGCGCGGUAUUGGCAUAUUAAAGAUUCUUUAUAACUCAGAGAAGGGACGUAGUCGAAUAUUGAUGAGACGCGAGGCAAUCCAUAAGAUUUGUGCCAAUCACUUUAUUACAGAUGAUAUGAAGUUGACAGAAAAGAAAGGCACAACCAAUGCAUGGAUUUGGAACACUUUUGCUGAUUAUUCAGAGGAGAUUGGAAAACCAGAACAAUUGGCAGUGAGGUUCAAAGCCCAAGAUGAGUUUCUAUUGUUCAAGGAAAAGUUUGAGUACUGUCAAAACUUACCAAAGAAAGAUACUUCUAACGUACAUAAAACGGCACAAUCUGCAAACAAGAUUUCCGACUUCAUGACUAAAUUGGCUCCAAAACCUGGCUGUUGGUCAUGCUCUGUGUGUUGGAUCUCCAAUGAGGAACGUACAUGUGUGUGCAUGGCCUGUGGAGCUGCUAAGUUGUCAGAGGGAAAUGCAUCUGUCUCCCCUGAGGCUUCCAAGUCUGGUUUCCAAUUGGUUUCGCCAAUUGGUUUACAAGGAAAACAUUCACCUGACGGUCCAUUUACAGUUAGAAAUGUCAAGACAGGGACGGCAUUUACCGCUGCAAAUAGUGCUCUUGGAACAUCGGAUGGAACGUCAAACAGCUUCCCUUUUAGUUUUGCACUUGGGAAAGAUGGUCAAAAAACUAUUGAUACCGGUGCGACUGAGUCGCAAGUUGAAUUUGGAGAGAGCGAUCUGCAAACGCUACAUACAGCCUCGAGCAAUUUGCCAUUCAGGUUUUCACUCAGAGAAGGUGUUACUAGAAUGGAGAACUCAAGUUCAAGUGGUUCCCCUUUUGCGUUUGGUACAUCAUCAGCAGGAAUAGCUGGUAACACGGCAUCUGGUUCCGAUAAAGGUGCCUUUACAAUGCCAGCAGGGACAAAGCCUUCAACGGCUCAAUCAUUUGUGUUGGCGCCCUUUGGAGUCCCUGCUAACGCUGACAAAUCAAACUCCCCGGCCUUCACUUUUGGCUCGUCAAGCAUGACUGGAUCAUCACUUCCUUCCUUGACGACAGAGAAAGCUGCCUUUGAAAACACCGUAUCAUUUGGCUCCUUUAAUACUGGGAGGUCCCCAACUUUUGAUCCAGAUUUAUCUGCAUCCGAUACACGGACAGAUCCUCUUCCAAGCGAGAGAUCUGAUGUAGACAGCCAAGUGCCACAAAAUGUUUCAGAACAUGCUUUGCAAGGUCAAACUUAUCCUCCAUUUUCUUUUAGUACGCCUACCACCAAUUUAGGAAUCUCCGAACAGAAAUUGUUUUGGCAACAACCUACUGGUAGCUUUCAGUUUGGUCAACUUCAGUCCCUUCCGCCUCUCGGUGGAGCUAAUUGGUGGCACAGGGGAACAGGGCCCCUCUCAGACCCUGCUAAAAUACAACUUAAGGGCACUUCACAGACGUCAGAAAUGUUGCCUCGACCGUUGACAGCUUUUCCCCAUGCUCAGAUGCAAGGGGCAUUUACUUUAAGUAGUAGACCCGUCAUGGAGUUUUCUAGCAGUGAGUUACUUCGAUGCCUUGCUGCUGCGAAAGAACAGCAAGAGUUAGUCGCUCCAGACUCCCCGGCUGAAGGCUAUGACUUUACACCUUAUGUUGUUGAUGAGCCAGGAGAGGAGUCUUACUCACUUGGCACAACCAUGCCUACGUCGUUUGAAGCAGAAGAAUAUGACCGUAAUGACGACGACGAUGAUGAAUAUGUUGAAGAUCUUGAUGAAUCCGAAGAUUCUGACGAUGAAACCUCAAGUUACUCUGCCACCGACGAUGAAGAGGAUGAAUUAGAUAAGUCUCCCGCGAGAAUUCCAGUUAUGCAACCAUCUCAAGUGCAGGUACAGUUUCAAUCUAGUAAAGGAAAUGUGGUAACAACCCCAGUGAAACCAAUUCCGAUUCAUUCCACCCCACCAGAGAGCGUUGGACCCGCCACUCUUCCUUCUCACAUGACUGGGAGACGUUUCUUGACAGCCAAAAGUCCACUAAAAGCAACGAAAAAGCAAGAUGAAGACUGUGUUCUCGUUUAUGAGGUUCGUGCCCCAAUGAGUGAUCGUGAUAAAGCAUGUCGCCUUUGUCUACCGUUAAAUUUCUUUAAUUACACUAAACAUGCACCAUGCAGUGGAUGCUAUGGUUGUGGAAAAUCAAAAGAGCCUAUGAUAUCAAAGAGAGAGAAUGAAGCAAAGAACACUAUGCCUAAAUUUCAAGAAAGUGAUUCAAGGCCGGAACAAUGCUUACCCACCUCACAUGUGUUUGGAGAGUCCUCUUCGAUUGGUCAACUGACAUUUUCAUCCCUGAAGCCUAGAGAAGGUGAUGCAUUUUCCGUGACUCAGAAAAAAGAAAGCUUUAAACCAUUUCAAGGAGCUGGUAAACAGUUAUUUGCUGAGACAAGUGAAGACGUCGAAGGUCAAGAUGACGAUAAACUUCACUUUGAGCCAAUCAUUGCUCUUCCAGAUGAAAUUCAAAUUGUGACAGGGGAAGAAGGUUUAGAUGUGCUGUUCUGCGAGCGAGCCAAGCUGUACCGUUUUGACAGUGAUUCUAGUCAAUGGAAAGAACGAGGGGUCGGAGAAAUGAAGCUCUUACGGCAUCCAAAGUCUUGUCAAGGAAGAGUGCUCAUGAGACGGGAGCAGAUAAAAAAGUUGUGUGCCAAUCAUUACAUCAGUGCUGGGAUGGAGCUCAAACCCAAUGUUGGAUCAGAUCGUUCUUGGGUGUGGUACACUCCAGCCGAUUAUGCCGAGGGUGAGGCGAAACCAGAGAGGCUCGCGAUCAAGUUUAAGUCUGCAGAAAUUGCUGGAAAGUUUAAGGAGGUAUUUGAUGACCUCAGAGAGACAUUACCCUCAGAAACUAGCACUGAAAAGGAAGUAACUGGUGAUGAACAAGAGACUGGCUGUGCUCUUUUUAAGCAAUUCAUGUCGAGAUUUGCUCCUGCGCCAGGCUCGUGGACGUGUGAAGUGUGCGACGUUGACAACGAUGCCGAACAUUUGCAAUGUAAUGCAUGUAACUCUGUUAAGACUGCAAGAGAACCUCAGAGAACUGUUUCCAUAGGAAUGGAAGAAAAUUUGAAACCCUCAGGACCAAUGUCGAAUGCUGCAGUCCCUCAAUCAGAACCAGCAAACACCGCUCAAGACGUCAAAAAGGAGUCUUGUCAAGUUGCAUCUAUUUUCCAAUCACCCGAUGGCUCGGCACUGGCUAGCUCGAAACUUUUUACCAUCGGACGGGGAGAUCCAAAUGAAGAAAAAGAAGAUAAAAUUUACCUGUCUCCAAGCAAGACAUCUUCUCCCAGUCAGCAAGGAAUUAAGCCCUCAACGUCUCCCGGACAGAGUUACUUACCCAGUAGUCUUCCGUUUGGCUCAACAACACCUGUGAAGUUCACUUUCAGUUUGACAGUUUCACCUGGGUCUCCAUCUCGUAAACCUAAAUCACCAUCAUCGCCUGCGACACCGUCAUCUCCUGAUAGUCCUAGCCGUGGAGAAGAUGAUGGCCCGUACUUUGAGCCACUGAUACCACUUCCUGAUAAGGUGGAAUGCCGAACAGGAGAAGAAGGCCAAGAGGUACUUUUUUGUGAACGUUGCAAAUUGUUUAGGUAUGACGGAGGUGCAUCGCAGUGGAAAGAAAGAGGUGUUGGUGAGAUCAAGAUACUUCGUGACUCAAACUCUAAUAAAAACAGGAUUUUAAUGAGGCGUGAACAUGUCUUGAAACUCUGUGCUAAUCACAUGAUUUCUACGGAUAUGGUGCUGAAGCCUUUCCCAAACUCUGAUAAGGCAUGGCUGUGGACAACACUUGCGGAUUUCUCAGAAGAAGAAGCCACAGCAGAGACUUUAGCUGCGAGGUUUAGAACUAGUGAGGUUGCUGCUAAAUUCAAAGAAACUUUCGACAUUGGUACACAGGCGGCUGUAUCAAAACCAGAGAAGGGUCCAUCCUUAUCAAAACCAGAGAGCAAGCCUCCGGACUCAAGAACAUCGGAAAAACCUGAGGAAGAUGUCAUGAUAAUGUUCGAGAAAGGAGUAACGGCUGAUCUAAAGGAGAAAGCCAAACGGCUUCAAUUGCCAAGUAACUUCUUCGGAUAUGAAUGUUCGGCGCCUGAAGUCAGCUCUGAUCUGUCGGAAACUGAUGCGAGGUGAGUAACCCUAUGUUAGUGUAGUGGAAUUGAUAUAGUUAUGCAGCAUCGAUAUCUCGAUCUUUCCAAGUUACGUUAAUGUAUAUAUGUCUGAACUUCAUAUAACACACUGCGAUAUUGAAUUGACAGACAGUCAGACCAGCCGACAAGUGAUCCCAUUCCCGAGGGAAGUUCCACCACGACUUCAAACAAGACAGGCUUUCUUUUUGGCUCUGCAAGUGUGUCGUCUUUGACCUUUCAAUCCAUCGUUGCAUCUUCACUGGGAAGCAGUCCUUUUGGACAGAAGACACAAGGUACGUUUGGUGGUUUUUCAGGAGCUGGGUCACAGCUGUUUGCCUCCCAAAAUGCAGACGAAGAUGACGAAGCAGGGGAUGGUAACCAUGAUGGACCACACUUUGAGCCAAUUAUUCCUCUUCCUGAAAAGAUAGAUGUUAAAACUGGUGAAGAAGAUGAAGAGGUAAUUUUUUCUCAUCGAACCAAGCUUUAUCGUUUUGCUGCUGAGGACAAGCAGUGGAAGGAGCGAGGAGUUGGGGAUAUAAAGCUUUUGAAAAAUAGACAAAGUGGAAAGAUGAGAGUUCUGAUGCGGCGGGAUCAGGUGCUUAAAAUAUGCGCAAAUCACCAGAUAACCGCUGAAAUGAAACUACAGCCGAACGCAGGUUCAGAUAGAUCGUGGGUGUGGAGCACAAUGGCAGAUUUUUCAGAGGGCGAAUGUAAAGCUGAACAACUUGCUGUGAGAUUUAAAUCAGAAGACACCGCCAAGCUGUUCAAGGAGAAGUUUGAAGAAUGUCAGGGAAUGCUGAGGAACCAAACACCAGUGAAGCUUCAAGUAACACCCAAAACUACAGAUGCCAAAGAAGAUCUCGUGACCAAGUUUAAACCAGCUGAGGGAUCAUGGGAAUGUAGCGACUGUAUGGUAAACAACGAUAGUGAUAAAGUGCAGUGUGCAGCUUGUGGAAAUGUAAAACCAGGAGCAGAACCAAGUCAAGGCCAAAAGAAAGAAGCUAAUGCGUCGUUUUCAUUUGGUAGCUCUAGUCUUUCAUCCUCUGGUGGAGGUUUUAUGUUUGGCUCUGGAGGUUCAAGUCAAGAGGGUGAUACCAAACCAGUUUUCACUUUUGGUAGUUCGAACCAAAGAUCAAAUCCAAGCUCAGGAUUUUCAUACAGCUUUGGCUCCUUAAAACAAGCAGGACCUGGAAGUGAACAGCAGACAGAGGACAGCAAUGGCAAUCUUUCUUUAUUUAAUGAACAAAAGGCUGAUGAGGAAGCUGACGACUCCAAAGAUGACCACGACCGCCAAGAACUUUCGGAAAACCAAUCAUCAGCUAACCUGGCCAAAGAAGAGAGAAUAAAUGAGGAUGCCAGAAAAGACGUCAUGACGAAGUUUCAACCUGCAGAAGGAUCAUGGGAGUGUGAGAUUUGUAUGGUGAACAACGAAAGAGAUAAAGUCGAAUGUGCAGCUUGUGGAAGUGUAACGUCAGGAACAGAAGUCAUUAAAGAACAAAAGCAAGAUUCAAAAUCACUUUUUCCAUUUGGGUUUGGUGCUUCGUCAUAUGGCGGAGUCUUCUCAUUCGGCUCUGGUGGAACAAGUCAAGGCGAUUCAAAACCAGUUUUCACUUUUGGCAGCCAGAACCAGGCUUCCACCCAAAGCUCUGGAGUUGCAUUUAGUUUUGGCUCUAUAGAUCAAGGAGAAAAUUUGAGCGAACAGGAGACUAAAAGAAACCCUAAAGCUGUUUCCUUGACUGACCCAGCAGACAAUGAAGGAGCUGAUGAUACUAAGGAUGAUCAAAACCAGAAUAUUCAAGAAGGGGUAGAUGUCAAAGGAAAAGCUCAAGAGGAAGAAGUUAGCACAGAAGAGGAUAGUUCAACCUUGGAAAGGUCAGUUUUGUGAGUUGUUUUUGGCAACGUGUUUAGAUCGAAAUCAAGUAGCUCUAAAAAAGUUCCGAGAUAAAUAAACUUGGAAGACAGAAGAGGCACAGAUGUUAAUUCAAAUGGGGUGCACAAAUUGAAUUGUCCAUGUUUCCAAAGUUUUUAGCAAUGAUGUCCUCGCUCUACUUCAGGGAAACGGGGCUAAACGCUAACCCAUGGAACUGAUGAAUGGGAAUCGAAGUCCGAGACCUUAUUGGUGAUGGCUGUUUUUUGUGUUAUGUUUUGUUUUUGGAGCACAUAGAAGCCUAUAUAAAACAUAAGAGGCUCUUUUACCUAUAAUACUUCCAAAAUUGAAGGUAAAUGUAAUGAUAACUGAUCCCAAUAAAAUUGUUGUUACCGGUACUAUCGAAAUUAUAAAUCCAAAAAUUAACACAAUUUUACUUUUUUUUUCUGCUACAGUGACAAGGACUCGGCACCUACCAUGCAAGACACAAAAGAUACUUUGCCAAACAAGGAGCAAAAGUUCCUAUUUGGUUCUCCCAACGUAUCGUCAUUGUCAUUCCAGUCAAUCGCCAGUUCGUCUCUGAGCAACAGUCCAUUUGGGAAGAAACCAACUUCCGGUAAUUCCCCGUCUGGGUUUCAGGGAUCAGGCACCAAACUAUUCACAACCCCACAUUCUGCAGACCGUGAUGAGUCGACAACGGAAGGGGAUAAUGAAGGACCACACUUUGAGCCUAUAAUCCCUCUACCUGAAAAGAUCGAUGUUAAAACAGGGGAAGAGGAUGAAGAAAUCAUGUUCUCCCACAGGGCAAAGCUAUAUCGUUUUGUGGCAGAGGACAAGCAGUGGAAAGAACGAGGAGUUGGAGAUAUAAAGCUUUUGAAAAAUAGGCGAAGUGGAAAGAUAAGAGUUCUAAUGCGGCGGGAUCAAGUGCUGAAAAUCUGCGCCAAUCACCAGAUAACCGCUGAAAUGAAACUAAAGCCUAAUGCAGGUUCAGAGAAAUCGUGGGUAUGGAGCACGAUGGCAGAUUUUUCAGAGCAAGAAUGUAGAGCUGAACAACUUGCUGUGAGGUUUAAAUCAGAAGACAUCGCCAAGCAGUUCAAGGAGAAGUUUGAGGAAUGCCAAGAAAUGCUAAAGAACUCGACACUGAUGGAGUCAGGAGUAAAACCGAAGUCCACAGAUGCCAAAGAAGAUCUUGUAGCUAAGUUUAAACCAACUGAGGGAUCGUGGGAAUGUAGCAUCUGCAUGGUGAACAACGAUAGUGGGAUCGCAGCUUGGGAAUGUGAAAGGAGGAGCAGAGCAUCUGCAAAUGGUGAACAAACGAUAGUGAUAAAGUUUGGCUCCGAUGGAACAAACCAAGGAGGUGUUACAAAACCAGCUUUUAUUUUCGGGGGUUCGAAGCAAACGUCGAAUCCAAGCUCAGGAGUUUCAUUCACCUUUGGUUCCUUAAAGCCAGGGGGACUUGAAAGUAAACAGCAGUCAGAGGAAAUCAAUGUAAAGAAUCAUUCAUUAAAUGACAACGCGCCUGAUGAAGAAGCGAAUGAGAACCAAGUCUUGCAUGAAAAUCCUGAGGGAAGGCCGUUGGUGUUGGUUAAAGAGGAAGCGAAUGAUACCGCCGGCGAUAUGGUGGAGAAAGCCUUAACCAGAGAAACUUGAAGGAAGGAAAAACCGAAAACCGUUAUUUGCAGAGAAGAACUACUUGAAGAACAAUAUGACGAAAGUAGAAAUUUGGGAUGCAUGAAAAUCCGAGGGAAUUCGUAUGAUAAAACAUGGUAACCAGAGAAGAACCUUGAAGAAUGAAGUAAAAAGCGUUUAAUGUUUAAGAUAAGGUAUAAGACGAUCAAGGUAGCCGUUGAUAUUUCUUUAACUGAGAAAUGAAAUAAUGGUUUAGAUGUAAUUAAAAGCAUACGAAAGUACCAAAGUGGGUUGCGGAAGUCGGCAUUCGCGCAGAGCAAUCUUUAAAUGCAAUUUGGCUUUUUAUGCUGGUAAAUUUUCUGCAAAGUAAGUGUAACAAGAGAGGAGCUGCUAGUUUAUUCCUAAAGCCCUUAAAGAAGAGGGCUAAAGCUUAAACGAAGACAGAUCGCGAAGACUUAGAACAUAUUAUCUUUGGUAGGUAGGUAAGCUCGCUAAUGUAACCAAAAUUAGAUCAAAAUCAUGUUCUUUCGAUUAUUUCACCAUACCUGCGUUUGCAAGACGAUCGGUUGAGAGAAAGUAGAUUAAAAGAUGACUCGCGUUUUGAAAGAACUUCGAGAAGAUAGGCAGUUUGUGCGAUGAAGACGUGGUACCAUUUGCACAUAUAUAGAACUGAAAGUCAAAGAGAGCUUGUCUUGCUCACAACGACGUUCAUAAAUAGAACUCAGUUAUUGCUUUCUAACCAUUUAAUAGUAGAUUUUUGUCCUUUAGUGGUUAUGAUUUGAUCGAAAACUGGUGUUGUAAUUUUGGACAAUCUCCUAUACCGUGAAGGUUUAUACGAAGUUAUUAAUCUUGGAAGCAGCGAUUUUUUGUGUAGUUAUUUUCUUGAAUAGAAAUGCACUUACAUAACAGAUUUGUCUUUUUUUUCCCAAGAAAGAGGUC
Molecule: messenger RNA, 21121 nt
Organism: Pocillopora meandrina
Lineage: Eukaryota; Metazoa; Cnidaria; Anthozoa; Scleractinia; Pocilloporidae
Source: the annotation of a GenBank genome assembly